Molecule: messenger RNA, 2214 nt
Organism: Scophthalmus maximus (turbot)
Lineage: Eukaryota; Metazoa; Chordata; Actinopteri; Pleuronectiformes; Scophthalmidae
Product: adhesion G protein-coupled receptor G3-like
Exons: 13
Coding region: 100-1779 (559 amino acids)
Biological process (GO): adenylate cyclase-activating G protein-coupled receptor signaling pathway; cell surface receptor signaling pathway
Cellular component (GO): membrane
Molecular function (GO): G protein-coupled receptor activity
Source: RefSeq, a predicted model, not a curated record
CAUGUGAUGUAGAUGUGAAACUCGUCACAUUAGCAAGUGGAACAACUGUGGGCAUGAAUCAGCAUCUGUGUGUGUGUGUGUGAGAGACAGUGAGACGCAAUGUGGAUUUUUCUCAUCAUCACCCUUUCCUGGCUGUCGACGGCUCGAGCCGGCAGCCGUGGAUCGUCGAGACAAGCGAGUAAUGAAGCCACUCGUGGUCCAGACGUUAUGGACCAUCCCAGUUGUGCAACGCGUAUACCCACAUCAUCCCUGAAUUUGUGUAAGGAUGUCCUCAGCGAGUGCUAUCGAAGUGCCCUCUGCCAUCAAACCGCCCACUGGACCAGGUGUUACGAGGAAAGGAUUUCAACCUGCGUCCGGGGACGCAGUUUCAUACCAAACUUCGUUCUUCAGACAGUGAACUCGUCUCAAGAGGCUGAAGUGAGUCCCACUUCGAUGCACAGGGUUCACAUCCCAUCCUCAGCUCUCCGGAGAAGCAGAGGGGAUGAAUCGCAGACGGACGUAGUGCUGGUGACCACAGUGAUCAACAGCACUUACUUCACGCCGAGUCCCCGUCGCAUGAAAGGAACGAGGACAGCGCUCACACCCAACAGCAGUGCCCACGGGCAAGGCUCUGUGAUGGGAGGGCUAGUCCUGGCAGUGAGGGCAGGGAGCCGUCCCGUCGUAAACCUCUCGCAGCCCAUCACACUGACCUUCACACACGACAAGCAGAUGGAAAAGGGGUCUUGUGUGUUUUGGGAGGAGUUAGAGGACGGAGCAGGUCAUUGGAGCGGGCACGGCUGUGAGACCAAUGACACCGGUGCCGCGGUUGUUUGCAGCUGCAACCACCUCAGUUUCUUUGCUGUGCUUGUGAAUCCUGUACUGUCAGUGGGAGAAACUCAUUCCACGAAUCUAAGCUACAUCACCUACAUCGGAUCAGCGCUCUCCGUCUUCUUCACUGUCAGCAGCUUGAUCAUCUGCACAUGUCUACAGCGCCGGUGUCCCAAGAAGGCCAUCGGUGUGCACAUGCACCUGACGGGGGCGCUGCUCUGCCUCCACCUCGGCUUCCUGCUGAGCAGCUUUUGGGUGCGGCAGCUCGCGGGGGGCGAGGAGGGCUGGGUCUGCCGCUGCCUGGGUCUCUUUUUGCACUGGUCCAUGCUGGCCACCUUCUGCUGGAUGACCCUGGAGGGGUUCCACCUCUACCUUCUCCUUGUCCAGGUCUUCAACAUCUACGUCAGGAGAUACAUGCUCAAACUCAGCUUGGUCGGAUGGGGUCUCCCUACACUGAUAGCAGUGGUUUGUGCGAUUUCAGGUGUUUAUGGCAAAAACAGUCUGGAACUGAGGGAUGCCAGGAACCACAAUUCAACAGCGCAGAUUCACAGAUGCUGGAUGAGCAACCAGUUCCCGCAAAGGCUCGUAGUCAGCUACAUCACUACGGUGGCCUUUCCGUGCCUGGUGAUACUGUACAAUUCCUGCAUGCUGGGGCUGGUGGUGUUCAAGCUCUGGAGCGUUAGACGGGGCAGUGGAGACUGGAAGACAGGGAACAGUGAGGGGGGGACGAGGCUGUGGAAGGACGGCGUCACCGUGCUGGGCCUCAGCUGGGUGCUGGGGUUGCCGUGGGGCUUGGCGGCCACCACCUACAUCUCUCUCCCUGGGAUCUAUGUGUUCACUAUACUUAACUCCCUGCAGGGUGUAUUUAUGUUCCUGUGGUCCAUGGCCUUGACCCGCAAGUCUCAAUCUGACAACAGCUCAUCAAUCAGAGACCCGUCUUCACAGAAUAUGACUACCAUCGUCAAUAAAUGAUAUUUGCAGCCAAAAUAUAUGCAUGUGUAUGUAUGAUCCAUUGCCUAUAAUAUGUGUUUACUGACCUUUGGACGCCAGUCAUAUGCAGUUAGCUAACAAUACAUUUAUUUGUCUGUUGAUAUCUUCCCUUUUCUUUGAAUAAAGGAAAAUAAGGCAUCAUCAAAAUGAUAAAUAACAACAACAAUUAUGAUUCUUAUGGAUACAGUUGUAUCAAAAAUGGACAGGCAGAUGUUGCCAAUGAUCUUACUGCUGAAUUAUAAUGUUAUAAUGUAUAAUAUUCUUCUCCGCAAAAGUGACAUGUCAGGAUCAAAAAGGCAUUUAAGGUGGGAAUAUCAGGGGAUAUGUGUUUUGUGUUGUCAUGUUUGCAUCAUAGAGUAGCAUUUCUAAUUCGGUUGUAUGUGCUAACAAUGACAAUAAAGUCAAUUCUGAUUCCGA